AAAUAUCAUAGCCUCUUAGAUGUUAUGGUUACAUGCUUAAUUUUGCCUUGUCUUAUAGUUACGUCUCCCAAUUUCCCAAAUUUAUUUCAAGACUGGUUGGUGGGCUGGGCGGGUGGCUAUGUAUGCAGCAUGUCCUAUAUAUCAUCAUUAAUCUAUUGGAACUGGGCUUAGUGAUGACACGUGGCCGACGGUAUAAAAUUGUCGACAUAUAAAUAUAGUACAUGAACAGUGUCCUAUGAUUGCUCAAUGAUAUUUCUUUCUAGCAAUAGUAACUCGUUAAAAGUUACUAACGCAUUAUAAUGACCAUUUCCAAUUGUCAGAAAUCAAAAAGUUUAAUAUUUUUUCGAAAAAAAAUGUUUUGUAAAGUCAUUUGUUUAUAAAAAAAUAUUUAUUAUACAUUUUCAAUAUAUUCUACAUAAAUUAAUAAUAAAUUAUACUUUUUUUAAAUGUAAUUGUAUUUACUAAAUUACUACUGAUCUAAAAUUGUGGAAAUGAUUCAUUAUCAGAUUUUCAUAUGUUUUAAUAUAAAUAAAUACAAAACAUUUUUUUUUAGAAAGUACAUAUCUUUUAAACGCCUGAACUUUAUUUCAACAUGUCUGAUAAAAUUUAAGAAAAAUUCAAAUAUACAAUAGUUUCUCUUAAUUUUAUUAAUCAGGCAAUACGUUUCUAUUAAUUAAGCUUUCCGCCAUAGGUGUAUCUCGUCCUCUGUUUUUCUAUUUAACAAUUUUAUUAGUUAGGCAAUACAUUUAAAUAUAUAAUUGUUUCUAUUUAACAAUCAAGAUCAUACAUAUAUAUGCUAAUUGUAAAUUUAUCCAUUUCAACUUGAAGUUAUUGCUGAAAAUUUUUAUUUUAUUUUUUUGUCAGCAGAAAAAGUUUUAUUUAAAACUAUGUUACAUGGGAUGCCAUAGCCUACUGUUGUAGACCUGUACUCCAUUAUUAUCUUGCAAAUUAAUAACUCUGUUAAAUAGUUAGUUAACUAUGGUUAAGUUUUAAUAAAGGAUUUAAGAAAACUUAAUUGAUUAAUGAGAAAGAAAAACACAGAGGCGUUGUCGCUUUCCCUGCAUCUCUCUGGGUUGUCUUUGUUUCCUGACAUCUUAGAUUCAUCGUAUGAAGUAUACUCACUUUCAGAAAAUAAAAGAAAAGAACUUUUAUAUCAACUUUCAAUCUUGUUGACUAACGAACUUUCAGACAAAACAUACGAGAGGAGUGAUCAGUUUCACCAAAAAAGUUCCGCAUUAUUAUUUAUAUUAGAUCGUUGCAAUCUUUGUCAGGUUAUUUUAUUUUGUUUCUCUUCAUGUCUUCUUCUUCAUCGUCUUGUGAUUUGGUAUACGACGUCUUCCCGAGCUUCAGAGGAGAAGAUGUCCGUAAGUCAUUCCUCAGCCAUUUUCUCAAGGAGUUGGAUCGAAAACUCAUCAGUGCUUUCAAAGACAAGAAGAUCGAGACAAGUGAAUCACUUGAUCCCGUCCUUAAGCAAGCCAUUAAAAAAUCAAGGAUUGCGAUCGUCAUCUUCUCCCAAAACUACGUUUCUUCUAGCUGGUGCCUUAACGAGUUGUUGGAGAUAGUGAAAUGCCAGCAAGAGUUAAGUCAAAUAGUUAUACCGGUUUUUUAUGAUGUGGAUCCUUGUCAUGUCAGACAUCAGACUAAAGAGUUUGGAGAGGUCUUUAAGAAGACUUGCCUGAGAAGAACAGAUGACGAGAUAAAACUAUGGAAGAAAGCUUUGACCGAUGUGGCAAAUCUUGUCGGAUAUCAUUCUCAAAACUGGGAAAACGAAGCAACAAUGAUUGAAGUAAUAGCCAAUGAUGUUUUGGGUAAAUUGAAUUUAACUCAGUCUAAGGAUUUUGAGGACUUUGUUGGGAUUGAAGAGCAUAUGGAAAAGAUGAGUUCACUCUUGUGCUUGGAAUCCAAGGAAGUGAAGAUGAUUGGGAUAUGGGGUCCUUCCGGAAUUGGCAAGAGUAUUAUUGCAAGAGCACUAGAAGCUCGACUCUCUCGUCACUUCCAUGGUAAAGUUUUCAUCGACAUGCGUUUCAUAUCCAAGAGUAAGGAAUAUUAUCGCAAAGGUAACUCAGAUGAUAUUAACAUGAAGCUGCACUUGCAAGAAAACUUCCUUUCCAAGAUAUUAGAUAAGGAAGGGGUAAAAGUAGAUACCUUAAAUGCCGUGAGAGAGAAGCUAAAGCGCCAAAAAGUACUUAUUUUUUUCGAUGAUUUGGAUGAUCAAGUUGUGUUAGAUGCGUUGGCGGGUGGAGAUGAAUGGUUUGGUCCUGGGAGUAGGAUAAUUGCAAUUACAAAAGAUAUGCAGAUACUAAGGGCCCAUGGGAUUACAUGUGUUUACAAGGUUGAAACCCCAUCUAAAGAAAUAGCUCUUCAGAUGUUAUGUCGAUCUGCUUUCAGACAAGAUUCUCCGCCUGAUGGGUUCAUGGAGGUUGCGUCUGAAGUUGCAAUGCGUGUAGGUUGUCUUCCGUUGGGACUUAACAUUAUAGGUUCGUCCUUACGGGAAAGGGACAAAACGCAUUGGGUAAAUAUGUUGCCAGCUCUUCGGAAAGGUCUACACGGGAAAAUUGAGGAAGCACUAAGCUUCAGCUACAAAGCAUUAGAAAGAAAAGAAUAUCAAGCAUUGUUUCGUCACGUCGCGUGUCUUUUUAACGGUGAUGAAGUCAGUUACAUCAAGUUGAUGCUUGCAGAUAGUGAGUUGAAUGUUGACAUGGGUCUUGAAGUUUUAGUUGAUAAGUCCCUCAUACGUGUGGUACCAUCUUGGAAUAAUACGAACAUCGUGGAGAUGCACUGUUUAGUACAAGAAAUGGGUAAAGAAAUUGUUCGUGGACAAUCUGACAAGCCUGGAGAACGAGAAUUUCUAAUGGAUUCAAAGGAUGUUUGCAAUAUUCUUAAAGAUCGCACCGUAAGUUUUUCUCUUUCAAUCUCUGCCUAG
This is a messenger RNA of Brassica napus (rape), 2923 nucleotides long. RefSeq names its product disease resistance protein RPS6-like. Lineage: Eukaryota; Viridiplantae; Streptophyta; Magnoliopsida; Brassicales; Brassicaceae. Gene Ontology annotation, biological process: signal transduction; defense response. Gene Ontology annotation, molecular function: ADP binding; ATP hydrolysis activity. The record is from RefSeq and is a predicted model, not a curated record. The transcript is spliced from 2 exons. The coding region runs from base 1295 to 2923 and encodes 542 amino acids.